This is a messenger RNA of Corvus hawaiiensis (hawaiian crow), 1990 nucleotides long. RefSeq names its product CWC25 spliceosome associated protein homolog (gene CWC25). Gene Ontology annotation, biological process: mRNA splicing, via spliceosome. The record is from RefSeq and is a predicted model, not a curated record. The transcript is spliced from 11 exons. Gene Ontology annotation, cellular component: U2-type spliceosomal complex. NCBI's taxonomy places the organism in Eukaryota, Metazoa, Chordata, Aves, Passeriformes, Corvidae. The coding region runs from base 1 to 1344 and encodes 447 amino acids.
AUGGAAGGUGUCCCUGUCCAUGGCAAGGGCCGCGCGGAAACACAAGCGGUGGCGCGGGGUGAUGACGCAUUUCCUGUCCCGGUAGCGGCGGGGGACGCGCUCGCCCGGCGGCCGCGAUGGGGGGGGGGAGACCUGAACCUGAAGAAGAGCUGGCACCCGCAGACGCUGCGCAAUGUGGAGAAGGUGUGGAAGGCGGAGCAGAAGCAUGAGGCCGAGAGGAGGAAGAUCGAGGAGCUGCAGCGGGAGCUGCAGGAGGAGCGGGCGCGGGAGGAGAUGCAGCGCUACGCCGAGGACAUGGGCACCGUGCGGAAGAGGGAGGAGAAGCUGGAGUGGAUGUACCAGGGCCCCGGGGGGAUGGUGAACAGGGAGGAAUACCUGCUGGGGCGCCCCGUGGACAAGUUCAUCCUGGACAAGGUGGAGGACAAGGAGGCCGGCUGCUCCGGCGGCACCGGGCUGCUGCCCGGCUCCAUCUUCGCCAGAUCCGGGGCCAACUCCGUGCUGGACAUGGCCAACAAAAUCCGGGAGGAUCCGCUCUUCAUGAUCAGGAAGAGGGAGGAGGAGAAGAAAAGAGAAGUUUUGAACAAUCCGGUGAAAAUGAAGAAAAUCAAAGCAUUGCUGCAGAACAGUUUGGAUAAAAAGGAGAAGAGGAAGAAGAAGGAGAAGAAGAAGAAGCACAAGAAGCAUCGACGGCGCAGCUCCAGCAGCGACAGCUCCAGCACUGAGGAGGAGAGGAGCAGAAAUAAGGCUCAGAAGAGGGUGGACAAUUCCUCCUGGAAGCCUGCUCCUUCCAAAAUCCCAGGAUAUGGCUUGCAGGUGAGAGAUUCCGAGCAGAGCCACCGCUCCCGGAGCUCCCCCGGCCAGGACCGGGCCCCCCACAAGCACCGGGAGCGCUCCCGGAGCCCAUCCCGCUCUCCCCAGAGACAUUCCAGCAAGAGGAAUUCCGAGAGAGGCUCAGGAUCUCCUUCCAAGCACAGCAAACAACACAGCAGUUGGUCGGAGAAGGGCAGAGCCAGGAGCCCUUCCCCCAAAAGGAGCUACCGGCGCCAGCACCCUCCGGGCUACACCAGAAAGAUCUCUCCAGAGGAACUGGAGCGAAAACGGCAGGAAAUGAUGGAAAACGCCAAGUGGAGGGAAGAGGAGAGAGCAAACAACCUCAGGAAGCACCGGAAGGAGGAGGAGCUGGAGCGGGAGCUGGAGAAACUCGACACCAGAGAUGGGAAAUUCUUCCACCGUUUGAAGCUGGAGAGUGCCUCCACCUCCACCCUGGAGGAUCGGGUGAAGCGCAACAUCCACUCCCUGCAGAGGACUCCUGCUGCCUUGGAAAAAAACUUUAUGCAGAGGUGAAACUUGUCCUGCCUCUGCCCCAGGGCAGGAGUUCCGUGGACACUCGUUCCCAAAGGUGAGAGCUCUCCAGGAACACUUCCCAGCUCCCAGAGAGGCGCCGGAUCCCUGAGCUGAGCCCUGGGAGCCUUCACGACUUGGGGCUUUGGGGCCUUUGCUGGAGGCCUCGUGAGCCUUUGGGUUCCAUUUUUAGCGUGUUGCCAGAAGUUCUCCUUCGCUCCCCACCCUGACUGGUACCACUUUUGUACAUUUCUUACCAAAUCGUGCCGGCUCGUCCCUGCUUUCACAUGCCAGAGCUGAAGACCUAUUUUUGUUAAUCCUUAAAAUCCGGAGCAGAACCGCUCCACACGUGAGGGAAUUCCGUGGGAUUUGAUAGAACCACAUGAGCCCUGUUGCACACUGCCACCGUUGGCAUCCACACCUCACUCUGUGGUGGUGGCCAGGCCGGCUGUGGCUGGCCUUCGGUGGCUCACAGAUUUCACUGAUCUUUGACCCAAAAGAAGCCGUUUCUGAGGGGGGGAAAAUGAAAUGAGCAGAGCGCGUAGCUGACAGCAAAUAUUUCUCUGGGAUUUUGUAAUGUAAGUAAUGUGUAUAUGUACAGCAGUGUAGAUUUGUUUUGCCUUUUUAAUUAAGAAACUUCACUGCCGUU